This is a messenger RNA of Oncorhynchus tshawytscha (Chinook salmon), 1506 nucleotides long. RefSeq lists its product as uncharacterized. The record is from RefSeq and is a predicted model, not a curated record. The transcript has 11 exons. Lineage: Eukaryota; Metazoa; Chordata; Actinopteri; Salmoniformes; Salmonidae. The coding region runs from base 75 to 1262 and encodes 395 amino acids.
AUCACGCACACUGAGACGGAGGAGAGGAGCGAGGGAUUCAGCGGAGGACAAGAUAGCCCUGUCAAUACAGAUCCAUGGAGUGGAGUAGGAGAGCUAUCCCUGUCUCUGGGAUCUUCCUACUCUUUUGGAGGGUCACCAUGCAGAUAGACAACGUGGCAUUGAGAGGAGUGACUGCUCAGUCUUCCCUUUUUUAUUGGGAAAAUAGUCCAAGUAAACUCAUCGAUGGAAACCACAAUUCUAACUAUAACUAUGGUGGAUCCUGCAGCAGCACUGCAUUUAACACCAACCCCUGGUGGAGAGUGGACCUGCUGGAUGUGUACAGAGUGACAGCUGUCAACAUCACCAACAGAGGAGACUGCUGUCCUGAGAGACUUGAUGGUGCUGAGAUCCAUAUCGGUAACUCACUGGAGAACAAUGGCAUCAACAACCCCAGAUGUGUUGUCAUAUCCCACAUCCCAGCAGGAGAGACCUACACCUUCCAGUGUAAUGAGAUGGACGGUCGCUAUGUUGUUGUGGUCAUCCCUGGACAGAACAAGAUUCUCACUCUGUGUGAGGUGGAAGUAUUUGCCACAAGAAGUGCUACAGCUGACAACGUGUCAUUGAGAGGAGUGGCUGCUCAGUCAUCACAGUUUUUGGAUCGCAAUGCUCACUAUGCAAUUGAUGGGAACAGAAACACAAACUAUGGAUCCUGCACCCACACUGCACAGGACACCAACCCCUGGUGGAGAGUGGACCUGCUGGAUGUGUACAAAGUGACAGCUGUCACCAUCACCAACAGAGAUGACGUUCCUGAGAGACUUGAUGGUGCUGAGAUCCGUAUCGGUAACUCACUGGAGAACAAUGGCAUCAGCAACCCCAGAUGUGAUGUCAUCUCCCACAUCCCAGCAGGAGAGACCAACACCUUCCAGUGUAAUGAGAUGGAGGGUCGCUAUGUUGUUGUGGUCAUCUAUGUCAGGAAGGAAUAUCUCACUCUGUGUGAGGUGGAAGUAUAUGGCACUGUCAAAACUCCAGAGUCUUCCACAGAAGCCCCCAAGUCAAAGAGAACGGUGGUGAGGAUGAAGAUCCAAUCAGAUGCUGAUCUGACAAACCAGGCAGUCGGUGACCAGCUCCUACAGCAGCUGCAUGUAGAGCUCGUGAAGCAGGGGGUGUCUGACUUUCAACUGCGCUGGAGGACUCAGCCAGAUGGACAGAUUUUCCACCGUGAGGAAGAAGAGGAGGGUGGAUCCACACAGACAGGUGUCUGUGGAACUGAAGGGGGCUAGCCUGGUGAGAGACUCUAAGGAGACACAACAGUUUAAGAUUGGACUGUAUUGAUGACAAUCAAUCUACAGUAAAACUUUAAUUAAACCCAGUCUCAUACAGCUAUGCAACAACACAUUUCAGCAACUAAACGCCUGUUUCAAAUAAACUCAGGGUCUAAAUCAAAUCAAUGUUAUUUGUCACAUACACAUGGUUAGCAGAUGUUAAUGCGAGUGUAGCAAAAGUGCAAUACAUGGUAUAAAAUAC